Messenger RNA from Tuber aestivum (summer truffle), 4217 nucleotides. NCBI's taxonomy places the organism in Eukaryota, Fungi, Ascomycota, Pezizomycetes, Pezizales, Tuberaceae. The record is from the annotation of a GenBank genome assembly.
ACCACCACCACCAUCACCACCGCCGCAGCCAGCACCGUACUCGAGUGCUGUCUGAUAGAACACUGGCGAGUUCUGCACUGUGUGCGCUCAAGCACUUUCCCAUCUUGUCUGUCUGUUGUCGUCUGUGCCUCUUGACCGUUCGAUAUUAUCACACUUCUCUCCUCCUUCUCGCUUUUCCCCAUUUCUUCCCUCCACCGUGCCCCUUCUUCCCCUCCUCCUACCACCAUUUCGUCCUCCCAUCCGACCCGUCUUCUCACUACCCUAUCGUUACCACUGGCACCCUACCCAUCCACACCCAACCGAAUCUUCCCGCCCACCAUCACGAGAACCACGAGCAGGACGAACUUGACGACAAAGCCGCUUACCGUGCCAAAUAAAACUAAAAUAUGUGGUGAUAUACGCUCUCUCUGCGCUUAAUCGUUUUCCCCUGCUUCGAUCCCCUUGGACAAUUGUCGUCUCCUCCUCCCAUCCCCAAUUCCCCGGUCGACUUUACCCUUUCGGGUCGCUCUUCCCAUACAUAUAUAAUACUGUGUUUGCAAUUACUUUCUGGGGAGGAAGCUUGGUCCGGGCGUCGAACAACAGCGGGAAUUACGAGAACAGUGGCUGUGAGCGAGACCAUUUAAGAGGGAACAGAGCCGUUCAGUCGAAACUCCGAGUGGGGGGAGGAAGAGGAGAGAAAGAGCCGGAGUUUUUUUUUUUUUUCCCUUUUGUCCUCGUUUGGGACGACCACAGUCAGAAGUCUCUCCUUCGUCCCUACGACAUUUUUUCCCCUCUUUUCCCUGCGCUAUCAUACUCUGAUCUCGCCUCGGCCUGAUUCCUUUGUGGGUGUGUUUGGUGUGUUGCCCUUUUUCACGCUCAUCCGUCCUCUUCCUCCGUAUCUCUGUAUCUGUCAACCUCUUCCUCCCUUCUGGGCCAGUCGUCUUUUCUCCCGGUCGCUUGGCCCAAUUCUUAAUCUUUUUGCACAGGGUGGCAGCGAAGCGACCGGCAACCAGCAACUAGCUACCCACCCCAUUGUAGGCAAGUAUUUCCCUCUUCCUUAUUUCCCUUCUGCCUCUGCACCAAUUCCUUCCCCCAAACAAUCCAUCCACCACCACCUCCCCCCUUCUGUGUCUACCCUCGCCCUCCGCUCUGCCCUACAUCACACCUCAACCGCUUUUGCUCUCUCCGUUGUCUCGGCCAUCCUUCUUUUUCCUUUAUUCUCCUCUCGACUCACUCCUCGCUCGCUCUUCACCUACUCCCGUCACCUGUCAUCCAUCUCCUUCCGCUGUUCCAUCCUUCUCCCUCUCUUCUCCCCCUUUUCCCUCGUAAAAGCUCCAUCGCUCUCACUUCCUUGUGCCAUCAUGUCCCUUCUGACCCUUCACCUAUCUUGAUCAGACAGAACUCGCUCUUCACCAAGCGGCCAUCCACCCCAAUCGUCAGCCGUCCACCGCGUCCAAGCAUUUCCCUCCUCACAACACCUAAAUGGACAAGAACCCGGUAUUCAAGGAACUCCUCACGAUCCUGCCCGACUGGUCGAUUCGGCUUCGAGCCAUCUCGGAUAAACACAUCCAAGAGGCACAACAAGCCCAAUCAUCUUCAUCACCACCCCCGCUCCCGCAAAAUCCGCGGAAACGCGCUGCAUCCGGUCCCGAGAAGGAUGACCCCGUUCUCUCGACAGCGCCGAUAAACGCGGCUACCACCACCGUUGUAGGCCCUCAUCCCUUGCGGACAAAUUCCCCUGCUGUCGAGAAGAAGCUUGAGUGCCUGCCCACUGGAAAAUCAAAGAUGGCGGCUAGGCCGAGUGCCGCAAAGCAAAAGUUCUCGUCAAUAAAUGGCCCCCAAAUUUACUACGAUGGUGAGGCUCAGCAGGCAUUUUACGAUUGCUGGACCACCCUUAAUUCCAAGCGGGGAUUGCUGAGGAAGGAGAUGAUGACCAUUAAGAGGAAAAGGGUCAUGACAUUACCGACACACAACUACGGUUACGAUGAUGACUCUGAGGAGGAGGGAUCCGAUAAGGACUCGGAUCAGGGGCCUCAGGAGACUGAGGAGGAAAGGCUGAAGAGGGAGGAGGAGGAGCGGAAGAAGGCUGAGGAGGAGCGGUUGAAAGCGGAACGGGAGAAGAAGUCUGCCGAGAUUCUGGAAUUCAUUGAUUCGUGUCUGGAAAAGGCAUCAAAAGGAUGUGAGAAUGCUGCCUUCUUGUGGCUGAAAGGGGAUACCUGCAGGGGUCACAUCGCCUUCAUCAAUACGCGAAUGCAGGAGGUGGUGGAUCGGAUCAAUCUAGAGAUGGAUAGGGCGAAGCCAGUCGAACCUCCUGCUCCCGCUUCCGUUGUUGAGGAUGAAGGUAUCGGCGCGGAGAUGGAUAUUGACACUGACGAUGCUCCAACAACUAAUGCUCUACCGCCUCGGCGGAUGGACACUGCGAUGCAUGACUCCAGGGUGGUCGGAGUCAGCUAACACUAUUCCCUUGAUCUUGUAUCAAGUAUGAUGUCUUUUUUCUUUCUUUCUAUCCUGCAUUCUCCUCUAGCCGAUUCUUCAGCAUUAAAAUCACCGUUCAUACUCGCAAGUUGGGUCGUACAUAUUGCCAUCACCUUUCUUUCCAAUCAAGCCACCAAUCAUGCAUUCCCAAAGGCACCUCUGAUAUACUCUUAUUUAUUACCUCACUUUGCUUCAUACCUUGGAUUGGAUUUCUGGUUUCUUCUCCUGCUCCUCCAUUCCUCUGUGCAACGUUAAACCUCUCGUUUUUCUUUUCUGUUUACGCAAGCCUUUUCAUCCUUGGGGUUUCAGUUUCUGGUUCGUUUCUUUUGUCUUUACAUUGGGACUUGACGAAUUCAUACGGCAGGGGUUUUUUUUCUUUUUUUCCUUUUUUGUUCCUGGCUUUGAUUUAGUGCUUUCCCGGUGGGCUGCUGUUCUCACUUGGUGUCUUCGGGAGUUGUUUCUCCCGCGGGGGGGUUUUUUCUUCUCGCAACCAAAAACAAGAAGUGUUUUAACCCAACUAAACUAAAUCAACUCUCUCUUGGAACAAAAAAGCCGAACGAAGUCACAUCUUUUAUAAAAAGCUGCUCUGCAUUCUUUAGCUUAAUUUACGGUGAACACAGCAUCUUGUUGUAAUUGGUAAUAAUUUCCAAAAGAAGGUUUUGUCGCUUGCUACUUGUGCUAGAUCCCUAUCUCAUUCCUUUCCUUCCCUUUUUUUUCCUUUCCUUCUUCCCUUUAUAUUCACUCUCUCCCUCUCUCCCACACCCCUUUUUCUCUACCACUCACCAUCUCGCACCGCCGGUCGUUCACAUGGGAGGGAUGGAAAUAGGUGGGAUGGAACGGAUGGACGGACAAGUCCGGGAUUCUGGUCCGUUUGGUUUGGUUUGGUUUGGUUUAGCAUGGUAUUGGGGUUUUGGUUUUCGCACUUUGCAUCCGCAAGCACAGAGACGCGACCUCACAUUAAUUUUCUCUCUCUCUCUCAACCUUUUUCUCUCUUGUCAUCACAAUACUGGUAUAAUAGUUCUUAUCCCAAUACGAGUACAAUACAAUGCGUACUAGCACAAUCAUAGAGUAACGAGCAUUCCUGCCUUCCCUUCCUUUACGUGAUAGGCUCGAUCAAUCGUGCGGCCGCGAUAUCCACAGCGGUAUAGUCCAAGUGAGAUGCUUCUCCCGCCAAACCGGUCGCUGAAACGCCCCUUCUCUUGUUUUGUUUUUCCCUGUCCCAUUCGAACGGAUACGGUAGUGUCCCUGAUAGUAUUGUAGGGAAUUUUCUACGGGAAGGGGAGGGGGGGGACAGAAAUGUGCCGAGUACAGAUAAGCUUUCGGGAGAAGAGCUCCGGGGAGAUGGCUGUGGAGCUUUUACCUAUCAUAGUGUGGGGGCUGGGGUAUCGGAGGAGGGGUCAUGGUGCGUCACUCGAUCUGCGAGAUUGUUGUGUGAUUGGUUUGCGGGAAAGGGGAAUGGAAGGGGGAGGGAAGGAGGGGCAUCAUAACUGAGUGCCUGUUUGGUAUUAAGUUACGGGGGGGGGGCUUUGGUUGUGGAUUGUGUGUGGUUCAGCUUGGAUCAUGAUACCGGCUUUCUUACUGGACCGUCGAACCGGUAGAAUUCCAUGCCCCUUAUUACCCGCGGUCGGGAUAUUUUCUGUUCGUAUAUUGGCGGGUUUUGUGGGUGAGGGUUGUUUGUCUGCACCAUACUCGAGCAUUGAUUUGUUGGUUUCCCGUGCUGCGUUCUCAUACCGUGUGGCGGAGGUUGUUGGGUGGGUUUCCCC